Messenger RNA from Ilex paraguariensis (yerba mate), 564 nucleotides. Lineage: Eukaryota; Viridiplantae; Streptophyta; Magnoliopsida; Aquifoliales; Aquifoliaceae. The record is from the annotation of a GenBank genome assembly.
GAAAUGGAUCGAUCGGCAAAUCUGAAAUCGACUCUAUAAUGGUUACCGUAAACCAAUUGUUAGAAAGAUGAACGACUAAUGGAGCAGUUCACCAAAAAUCCCCCGAUUAAUUUGCACCAUGGAAUUGAUUACUCGAUCCCGGACACCUUGAAUCAAUCAAUCUUUCUCUACUUGUAUCACAAUUUAUCGACUGGGCAGCGGUGUGUUCUCCUAAUCUGCACUGAUGGAAAACCCCAGAACGCCGAUGAGAUAUUAGAUUUGAAGAGAGAGGAAGAAGAGGAAAAGAAUACUAAUUGGAAACUAGCCGUUGGACUGAUAACAUUUCCUUAUUUCAAAACAGCAAGGCGUUGGAGGGACUAUUAUCCUGUCAAGGAAGGAACUAACGAAGAGGGCACCUAUGUACUGCCAAUCGAACUACCUUCGACACUCAAAUCAGUGCAAAAGAUGAAGUGGGCUAGGAUGGCUAUUGAUAGUGAUGAGGAGGUGUUGGUCAACUCUUCUGAUUCUGAUGUCGACUCAAAACGGGUUGAGUUGGAUGAUAUGAGCGUUGGGGAAGGCUCCUAG